Molecule: messenger RNA, 772 nt
Organism: Ochlerotatus camptorhynchus
Lineage: Eukaryota; Metazoa; Arthropoda; Insecta; Diptera; Culicidae
Exons: 3
Coding region: 51-737 (228 amino acids)
Source: RefSeq, a predicted model, not a curated record
CUGUUCGCUGUGGUUAAGAAUAUUGCUAAUCCUCACUAUAUCGGUAGAAAAUGACUUCAUAUUACGUUCAAGAUUACUCUGACGCUCUAGACAAGUUCAGGAUAUGCAGGAAAUGUUUGAAGAAAUGUGAAAAACGCUACAAGUUCAACGGUACCAAUGAGAGAAGUUUUCCAGUCCUAUCGGUUAAUUCGAUAGAACUUAACCGUUCCUUGCAAAAUCUCCGCUCUUUUCCUUUGUAUAGGCUAAUGAUUGCCAACCUGAUCGUUGACUUUUGCGACAAUGAUCAACAAAGGCUGGUGAUAAAAAUCCAUCCUCCUGCCAAGGAACCCCUAGAUUAUGCAUGGGGUGAGAGAGCGAACCGAAUGAUUUGGGAACGCAUCGAGCUGGAUGAAAUGAUGUCCUGGCUGUCGACACUUGGAGGAGCAUUUUCGGCAUUAGGAGAUUAUAAAUUAGCUUGCGCCGACAUUGCCGGUCGAAUUUCGGUCCAACAAAUGAAACUAGCCGUUCGAUUGGGAGAACCGUCCGUCAUAGCGCGGUGUCGUCUCUAUAUGGCAAUUGCAAUGAUUCAAAAGUAUGACUUCGCAGGAUCCAAACAAAUCGUCAAGAGGAUCUAUCGGAAGGAAAAAAGGCAAACAGAACCGGACACUAGGUUGGUGAAUAUGUGCCUGGGAAUAUGGUCAAAGUUGAGUUACGAAUAUGACUUGUAUCAGAAGAAGCUGAACAGACCCAAAGAAUAAGAUUAUGACUGGUUAGGUUAGUCAGUUCCGGAAUG